GCAUAAUACUCAAAAGGGGUCUAAUGGAAAGUAAUAAGUGAUAAACAAAAGGAGAGGGGCCGCUAAAAAUGAAAGAUGUGCUUUUCCCAUGUCCAUGUAAGAGGAUGGGUGAGUAAGGCUGGGGAAUUGGUGUCUCGGUGACGUGCGCACAGGCAAUAUUUUAUUGCAGAGGCAGAACAGUUCUUCUCCACCUAGCGCGCGCUCAAAACGCACGAAGAGCACCUGCUGAUGAAAACAUGAAUCUGUGAGCGCUGUCAGUACGAGAAAUCAAAAGGAUUAUCGAUAUCAUCAUAAACUUUAACAGGUUAACAUGAAAAAAGUAUGAAAAGAAUAUUAAUUUUGUGAUGCGCGUAAAUGAGCACAUUCUACUUAAACCCCGUUGCUGAUGCUGCUGCUGCUGGACUCCAGUAAACUUUACAGGAUUUUCAGCCUCCUCUGAAAAAUCAAUAACCCAAGGAAAUUAACUGCAGAAGACUUCCUUUUCACGACGAAGCAUCAAAAUAAGCUCACGCUGAAGAUGGGCACCCAAAACAACAGUGAUUUGGACAGACCUAGAAGCAACAUAGACUUAGAAGCACCUGAAAAAAACCUAUUUGGCAUCGGCACAGACAACUUAGUCACGCUUCUGAUUUUCGGACUCAUAUUUACUCUUGGCGUCCUUGGAAACUCUCUGGUGAUCACCGUUCUGGCUCAACGCAAACCCGGACAGCAACGAAGCACCACCAACAUCUUCAUCCUCAACCUCAGCGUGGCAGAUCUGUCCUACCUGCUCUUCUGCAUCCCUUUUCAGUCCACAGUCUACAUGUUGCCCACAUGGAUCUUGGGCGCCUUUAUUUGCAAGUUCAUCCAUUACUUUUUCACCGUGUCCAUGCUCGUAAGCAUCUUCACCUUAUCAGCCAUGUCGGUGGACAGGUACAUCGCCAUAGUGCAUUGCAGAAAGUCUUCGUCCAUUCGAGUUGCGAGGCAUGCGCUGAUCGGGGUGCUGGUCAUAUGGGUGCUCUCUUUCGCCAUGGCCACUCCGGUCGCCUACUAUCAGGGCAUCGUGGAAAGUGAGGACAACAGCACGUUUUGCUGGGAAGUGUGGCCAGAUCACGACAGGAGAAAAAUCUAUGUGGUCUGCACUUUUGUUUUUGGAUAUGUGCUGCCGCUGAUUCUGAUUUCUUUCUGUUAUGCCAAGGUCCUCAAUCAUUUACAUAAAAAGUUAAGAAACGUCUCCAAAAAGUCAGAGGCCUCAAAAAAGAAGACAGCUCAGACUGUUCUGGUGGUGGUGGUGGUGUUCUGCCUGUCCUGGCUGCCUCAUCACGUGGUGCACCUGUGGGUUGAGUUUGGCUCCUUUCCCCUGAACCAGGCAUCAUUUGUGCUUCGCGUGGCGGCUCAUUGUCUGGCUUACAGCAACUCGUCUGUUAAUCCAGUUAUUUAUGCGUUCCUAUCAGAGAACUUCAGGCAGGCCUAUAAGCAGGUGUUUCGCUGUCAGGUGGCUUCUGAGUGCCCUACAAAUGAAGCCAGAGAAAUGAAGAGCAAGACAGAGGCAGCACCAUCCACCAACUGCACCACUGUGUAAUCCAUAUACACUAUAAUUCUCGAUGGCUUUAAGUCUUCAGUAGAAGGCAAAGGGGUAGUUCCAUGUAAAAUUAUACUUUAAAUGAUAAACAUGGUUAUGUUUUAAUUGGUAUGAUCUUGAAGGAUUGGGCGGUUGACUUUUAAGGGCUUUUGUCAUCAUAAAAAGAGCAUUUGCUGUGUGCUUCAGUCUUGAUGAUGCAUUUUCUCAGAGCGCAAUCGAGACCUUACUUGGUACUUGCUGUGAAGCUGUAGUGAUGUAUGGCCUGUAAAUAUGUGCAAUCAAAAAAAGUGUGGGAGUAAGAGUGAGUUUAUGGGGUAUGUUUUUUUUUUUUUUUUUGCUUCAGGGAAAACAGGAAAUAUAAUCAAUCUUGAGCCAUGUUAUAAUAGAAAAAUGCUGUAUUAUUAAAUUAUAAUUGGAA
Messenger RNA from Danio rerio (zebrafish), 1979 nucleotides. The record is from RefSeq and is a predicted model, not a curated record. NCBI's taxonomy places the organism in Eukaryota, Metazoa, Chordata, Actinopteri, Cypriniformes, Danionidae.